ACAAGUACCCUUGGUAUCACUACUGUAGAAACUACUACUACGGAAACCACUUCUGCAGGACCUACUUCUACAGAAACUAUGACCCCGGGCACCACUUCUGAAGAAACUACUAUCCUUAGCACCACUUCUGUAGGAACUACUACCCUGGAAACCACUUCUGCAGAAUCUAGUACUCUUGGUUCCACUUCUGUUGAAUCUACCGCUCUGGGCACCACUUCUGCAGAAACUAGUACCUUUGGCACCACUUCUGUAGAAACUACUACCAUGGGCACAACUUCUGCAGAAAUUAGUACCCUUGGAACCACUUCUUUAGAAACUAGUACCCUUGGAACCACUUCUGUAGAAAUUAGUACCCUUGGCAUCACUUCUGUAGAAACUACUAUACUGGAAACAUCAUCUACAGCACCCACAUCUGCAGAAACUACUUCUCUUGGCACCACUUCUGUAGAAACUAGUACACUUGGAACCACUUCUGUAGAAACUAGUACCCUUGGAACCACUUCUGUAGAAACUACUAUACUGGAAACCACAUCUACAGGACCCACUUCAGUUGAAACUACUUCUCCUGGCACCACUUCUGUAGAACCUACUACCCUUGGCACCACUUCUGCAGAAACUACUAUCCUGGAAACCACAUCUACAGGACCCACUUCAGUUGAAACUACUGCCUCAGGCACAACUUAUGCAGAAACUAGUACCUCUGGCACCACCUCUGUAGAAACUACUAUACUGGAAACCUCUUCUACAGCACCCAGUUCUGCAGAAACUACUUCUCUUGGCAAUACUUCUGUAGAAACUAGAACACUUGGAACCACUUCUGUAGAAAUUAGUACCCUUGGCAUCGCUUCUGUAGAAACUACUAUACUGGAAACCUCUUCUACAGCACCCACAUCUGCAGAAACUACUUCUCUUGGCAUCACUUCUGUAGAAACUACUAUUCUGGAAACCACACCUGCAGGACCCACUUCUGCAGAAACUGCUACCCUGGGCACAACUUCUGCAGAAACUAGUACCCUUGGAACCAUUUCUGAAGAAACUACUACCCUGGAAACCACAUCUGCAGGACCCACUUUGGCAGAAGAUACUAUACUUGGCACUACUUCUGUAGAAAUUACUACCCUGGGCAUCACUUCUGCAGAAACUGCCACCCUUGUCACCAAUUCUGAAGAAACUACUACCAUUGGCACCACUUCUGUGCAAACUACUACCCUGGAAACCACUUCUGCAGCACCCACUUCUGGAGAAACUACUACACUAGGCAAAACUUCUGCAGGAGCUACUACCCUUGGCACUACUUCUGUUCAAACUACUACCAUGGGCACAACUUCUGCAGAAACUAGUACCCUCGGAACCACUUCUGUUGAAUCUAUCACUCAGGGCACCACUUCUGCAAAGAUUACUACCCUUGGGACCACUUCUAUAGAAACUACAAUCCUGGAAACUACUUCUGCAGCACCCACUUCUGGAGAAACUACUACUCUGGGCAGAACUUCUGAAGGAGCUACUACCCUUGGCACUAUAUCUGUUGACUCUACAACUCUGGGCACCUCUUUUGCAGAAACUACUUCUCUUGGCACCACUUCUGUAGAAACUACUAUCCUUGAAACCACUUUUGCAGUACCCACUUCUGUGGAAACCACGACCUUGGGCACAACCUCUGCAGAAACUACUACCCUGGGCACAACUUCUGCAGAAAUUUCUUACCUUGGCACUACUUCAGUAGAAUCUAGUACCCUUGGAACCACUUCUGCAGGACCCACUUCUGCAGAAACUACUUCCCUUGACACCCCUUCUGUAGAAACUACUACUCUGGAAACCACUUCUGCAGAAACUACUACCCUAAGUACAACUACUGCAGAGAAUACUACCCUUCACACCACUUAUGUAGAAACUACUACCCUGGAAACCACUUCUGCAGGACCCACUUCUGUAGAAACGACUACCCUGGGAAUAACUUCUGCAGAAAUUAGUACCCUUGACACCACUUCUGUAGAAACUAGUACCCUUGGCACCACUUCUGUAGAAACUACUAUCCUUGAAACCACAUCUGCAGGACCCACUUCUGUGGAAACUACUACCUUGGGCACAACAAAUGCAGAAACUAGUACCCUUGGCACCACUUCUGUAGAAACUAGUACCAUUGGAACCACUUCUAUAGAAACUACUUUCCUGGAAACCACUUCUACAGCACCCACUUCUGCAGAAACUACUUCUCUUGGCUCCACUUCUGUAGAAACUAGUACCCUUGGCACCACUUCUGUAGAAACUAGUACCCUUGGCACCACUUCUGUAGAAACUAGUACCCUUGGAACCACUUCUGUAGAAACUAGUACCCUUGGAACCACUUCUGUAGAAACUAGUACCCUUGGAACCACUUCUGUAGAAACUAGUACCCUUGGAACCACUUCUGUAGAAACGACUACCCUGGGAAUAAUUUCUGCAGAAAUUAGUACCCUUGACACCACUUCUGUAGAAACUAGUACCCUUGGCACCACUUCUGUAGAAACUAGUACCCUUGGCACCACUUCUGUAGAAACUACUAUCCUUGAAACCACAUCUGCAGGACCCACUUCUGUGGAAACUACUACCUUGGGCACAACAUAUGCAGAAACUAGUACCCUUGGAACCACUUCUGUAGAAACUAGUACCCUUGGAACCACUUCUGUAGAAACUAGUACCAUUGGAACCACUUCUAUAGAAACGACUACCCUGGGAAUAAUUUCUGCAGAAAUUAGUACCCUUGACACCACUUCUGUAGAAACUAGUACCCUUGGCACCACUUCUGUAAAAACUACUAUCCUUGAAACCACAUCUGCAGGACCCACUUCUGUGGAAACUACUACCUUGGGCACAACAUAUGCAGAAACUAGUACCCUUGGAACCACUUCUGUAGAAACGACUACUCUAGGAAUAACUUCUGCAGAAAUUAGUACCCGUGACACCACUUCUGUGGAAACUACUGCCUUGGGCACAACAUAUGCAGAAACUAGUACCCUUGGAACCACUUCUGUAGAAACGACUAUCCUGGGCACAACUUCUGCAGAAAUUAGUACCCGUGACACCACUUCUGUAGAAACUAGUACCCUUGACACCACUUCUGUAGAAACUAGUACCAUUGGAACCACUUCUAUAGAAACGACUACCCUGGGAAUAACUUCUGCAGAAAUUAGUACCCUUGACACCACUUCUGUAGAAACUAGUACCCUUGGCACCACUUCUGUAGAAACUAGUACCAUUGGAACCACUUCUAUAGAAACUACUUUCCUGGAAACCACUUCUACAGCACCCACUUCUGCAGAAACUACUUCUCUUGGCUCCACGUCUGUAGAAACUAGUACCCUUGGAACCACUUCUGUAGAAAUUACUAUCCUUGAAACCACAUCUGCAGGACCCACUUCUGUGGAAACUACUACCUUGGGCACAACAAAUGCAGAAACUAGUACCCUUGGCACCACUUCUGUAGAAACUAGUACGAUUGGAACCACUUCUAUAGAAACUACUUUCCUGGAAACCACUUCUACAGCACCCACUUCUGCAGAAACUACUUCUCUUGGCUCCACGUCUGUAGAAACUAGUACCCUUGGAACCACUUCUGUAGAAACUACUACCCUGGAAACCACAUCUGCAGAACCCACUUCUGUGGAAACUACUACCUUGGGCACAACUUAUGCAGAAACUAGUACCCUUGGUACCACUUCUGUAGAAACUAGUACCAUUGGAACCACUUCUAUAGAAACAACUACCCUGGAGACAACUACUACAGGACCCACUUCUACAGAAUCUACUAACCUUGGCACCACUUAUAUAGAAUCUACAACUCUGGGCUCCACUUCUGCAGAAACUACUAACUUUGGCACCACUUCUGUAGAAACCACUAUCCUGGAAACCACUUCUGUAGAAACUUCUAUCCUUGAAAGCACUUCUGCAGGACCCACUUCCGUAGAAACUACUACUCUGGAAACCACAUCUGCAGAACCCACUUCUGUGGAAACUACUAUCUUGGGCACAACUUAUGCAGAAACUAGUACCAUUGGCACCACUUCUGUAGAAACUAGUACCCUUGGAAUCACUUCUGUAGAAACUACUAUCCUGGAAACCAAUUCUACAGCACCCACUUCUGGAGAAACUACUACUCUUGCCACCACUUCUGUAGCCACUACUAUUCUUGAAGCCACUUCUGCAGGACCCACUUCUGUAGAAACUAGUACCCUUGGAACCACUUCUGUAGAAACUACUACUCUGGAGACUACUACAGGACCCACUUCUAUAGAAUCUACUAACCUUGUCACUACUUAUAUAGAAUCUACGACUCUGGGCACCAUUUCUGCAGAAACCACUAACCUUGGCACCACUUCUGUAGAAACUGCUAUCUUUGAAACCACUUCUGUAGGACCCACUUCUGUGAAAACUGCUGCCUUGGGCACAACUUAUGCAAAAACUAGUACCCUUGGCACCACUUCUGUAGAAACUGCUAUCCUUGAAACCACUUCUGCAGGACCCACUUCUGUAGAAACUAGUACCCUUGGAACCAUUUCUGUAGAAACUACUACUCUGGAGACAACUACUACAGGAUCCACUUCUACAGAAUCUACUAACCUUGGCACCACUUAUAUAGAAUCUACAACUCUGGGCACCCCUUCUGUAGAAACUACUACCCUGGAAACCACUUCUGCAAUACCCACUUUGGCAGAAGCUCCUAUACCUGGCAUUACUUUUGUAGAAAUUACUACCCUGGGCACCACUUCUGCAGAAACUUCUACCCUUGUCACCACUUCUAUAGAAACUACCCUGGGCAAAACCUCUGCAGAAACAACCCAUGGCACCACUUCUGAAGAGACUAGUACCCUUGGCACCACUUCUGUACAAACUACUACCCUGGGCACAUCUUCUGCAGGACCCACUUCUGCAGAAACUACUAUCCUGGAAACCACUUAUGCAGAAACUACUACCCUGGAAACCACUUAUGCAGGAACUGCUACCCUUGGCACCACUUCUGUUGAAUCUACCACUCAGGGCGCCACUUCUGCAAAGAUUACUACCCUUGGCACCAUUUCUAUAGAAACUACUACCCUAAACCACAUCUGCAGGACCCACUUCUGUAGAAACUACUACCGUGGAAAUCACCUCUGCAGGACCCACUUCUGUAGAAACUAGUACCCUUGUAACUAGUUCUGUACAAUCUACAUCCCCUGAAACCACUUUUGCAGAAAUUACUACCCUGGGGACAAAUUCUGCAGGAUCUACUUCUGCAGAAACUACUACUCAGGGUAAAACAUCUGCAGAAACCACUUCUGCAAGACCUACUUCAGCAGAAACUACAAUCCUUGGAACCGCUACUGAAGAAACUACAACCCUGAAAACCACUUCUGCAAGACCCACUUCUGUAGAAACUACUAUCCUUAGCACUACUUCUGUUGAAUCAACAACUCUGGGCACCACUUCUGCAGAAGCUAGUACCCUUGGCACCAAUACUGAAGAAACUACUACCCUGGAAACCACUUCUGCAGAACCCACUUCUGUAGAUACUCCAACCCCUGACAGAUCUUCUGUAGAAAGUACUACCCUGGGCAUUACUUCUGCAGAAACUAGUACUCUUGGCACAACUUCUGCAGAAAUUACUACCCUGGGGACAGCUUACGCAGAAAUUAGAACCCUUGGAGACAUUUCUGUAGAAAUUUACACCAUUGAAUCCACAUCUGCAGGACCUACUUCUGCAGAAACUAGUACCCUUGGCACAACUUCUGCAGAAACUACUACCCUUGGAACCACUACUGAAGAAACUAAUACUCUGGAAAUUACUUUUGCAAGACCCACUCCUGUAAGAGCUACUACCCUUGGCACCACUUCUUUAGAAUCUACAACUCUGUUCACCACUUCUGCAGAAACUAGUACCCUUGAAACCACUUUUGCAGAAAUUACUACCCUGGGGACAACUUCUGCAGAAAUGACUACCCUUGGAAUAACUACUGAAGAAACUACUUGCCUGGAGACCACUUUUGCAGGAUUCACUUCUGCAGAAACUACUACACUGGGUACAUCUACAGAAACUAUUACCCUUGGCACCACUUCUGAAGAAACUACAACUCUGGUCACCACUUAUGCAGAAACUAGUACCCUUGAAACCACUUCUGUAGAAACUACUAUCCUGGAAACCACUUCUGCAGGAACCACUUCUGUAGAAACUACUACCCUGGGUACAACUUCCGCAGGAUCUUCUGCAGAAACUACUGUCCUGGAAACCACUUCUGCAGCAACCACUUCUGUAGAAACUACUACCCUGGGUACAACUUCCGCAGGAUCUUCUGCAGAAACUACUACCCUGGAAACCACUUCUGCAGAAACCACUACCCUAGGUACAACUUCCGCAGGAUCUUCUGCAGAAACCACUCCCCUGGAAACCACUUCUGCAGGAACUGCUACCUUGGGUGAAACUUCUGUAGAAUCUAUUGCCCUUGGAACCACUUCUGCAGGACCCACUUUUGCAGAAACUACUACCCUUCGUACCAUUUCUGUAGAAACUACUACCCUGGAACCACUUCUGCUGAAUCAACCACUCAGGGCACCACUUCUGCAAAGAUUACUACCCUUGGCACCACUUCUGCAAAAACUAGUACUCUUGGCACUACUUCUAUAGAAACUACAACCCUGGAAGCCACUUCUGCAGGACCCACUUCUGUAGAAACUACUACCCUUGGUACAACUUCUGAAGGACCUUCUGGAGAAACUACUACCCUGGAAACCACUUCUGCAGAAACUACUACCUUGGGGAAAACUUCUGCGGAAACUUCUGCCCUUGUCACCACUUCUGUAAAACCUAAAACUCUGGUCACCACUUCUGCAGAAACUAGUACUCUUGGAACCACUUCUGUAGAAUCUACUGCCCUUGAAACCACUUCUGCAGAAACUACUACCCUUCACACCACUUCUGUUGAAUCUUCCACUCAGGGCACCACUUCUGCUGAAUCAACCACUCAGGACACCACUUCUGCAAAGAUUACUACCCUUGGCACCACUUCUGCAAAAACUAGUACUCUUGGCACUACUUCUAUAGAAACUACAACCCUGGAAGCCACUUCUGCAGGACCCACUUCUGUAG
Messenger RNA from Cyprinus carpio (common carp), 7096 nucleotides. Its product is annotated as mucin-19-like. The coding region runs from base 79 to 5154 and encodes 1691 amino acids. The transcript is spliced from 2 exons. The record is from RefSeq and is a predicted model, not a curated record. Lineage: Eukaryota; Metazoa; Chordata; Actinopteri; Cypriniformes; Cyprinidae.